Siniperca chuatsi (mandarin fish) is the source of this 2086-nucleotide messenger RNA. RefSeq names its product gonadotropin-releasing hormone II receptor-like. Gene Ontology annotation, biological process: G protein-coupled receptor signaling pathway. The transcript has 4 exons. Lineage: Eukaryota; Metazoa; Chordata; Actinopteri; Centrarchiformes; Sinipercidae. Gene Ontology annotation, cellular component: membrane. Bases 323 to 1492 code for a protein of 389 amino acids. The record is from RefSeq and is a predicted model, not a curated record. Gene Ontology annotation, molecular function: gonadotropin-releasing hormone receptor activity; peptide binding.
CCCCCAGGAUGUUUUUCUGUGACAAAGGUGGCUACCGCUGCAACAUCCCGCACGUCACCCGCCUUAAUUAACCAAUCGGCAUUGAUCCUUGUGGCUCCUUGUUCACGCUGAAGAUAUUCACUGUAGAAACAGUGUGUGCGUGUGUGUGUGUGUGUGUGUGCACAAAAAUAAUACAAACUAUCACGCUGAUCCGGUUGAAUCGUUGAUUUAUCAGGACAGAGACCUGGCAAAGUGAGCGUUGGACAGCUCUGCUCUGAAACCAGAUUCCUUCAGGUUUUGUCUUCAUCUGACCACCAGUACACUGAGAAGAUUCUUCUCCAGGAUGACAAGAAACCUGUCUCUGUGGGUUUCCACACAUGCUGAUCCUUUACAGAAUGGCUCUGUCUUCUCCCUGCUGAACUCGUCUGCUCCACCCUCCCCUCCACCCUGGGAGGCUCCAUCCUUCACUGUGGCGGCCCGCUGCCGUGUAGCAGCCACGCUGGUGUUGUUUGUCUUUGCUGCUGGCAGUAAUCUGUCAGUCCUGAUCAGUGUGUGCUGGGGGCGGGGUCAUCGCCUGGCAGCACACCUGCGCCCGCUCAUUGCAAGCUUGGCAUCAGCUGAUCUGGUGAUGACUUUUGUAGUGAUGCCACUUGAUGCCAUUUGGAACAUUACAGUUCAGUGGUAUGCUGGGGAUAUCAUGUGUAAACUGCUGUGUUUCCUCAAGCUCUUUGCCAUGCACUCAGCAGCAUUCAUACUGGUGGUGGUAAGUCUGGACCGCUAUCGGGCGAUCCUUCAUCCUCUGGGUUCUCUCAAUGCUGGGCUCAGGAACAGACGCAUGCUGCUGGUGGCCUGGACCCUGAGUCUGCUGCUGGCAUCUCCACAGCUGUUCAUCUUUCGGGUCAUUAAAGCUGAUGGGGUGGACUUCACUCAGUGUGUGACCCAUGGGAGUUUCCAGUAUCUCUGGCAGGAGACGGCAUACAACAUGUUUCACUUUGUGAUGCUAUAUGUCUUCCCCCUGCUUGUCAUGACUUUCUGCUACACCCGCAUCCUCACCAAGAUCAAUGGGCAGAUGCACAUGAGCAAAGAUGGUGAGCACUGGCUGAGACGCAGUGGAACAGACAUGAUACCCAAAGCCCGGAUGAAGACGCUCAAGAUGACCAUUGUGAUUGUCAGCUCCUUUGUCAUCUGUUGGACACCCUACUACCUCCUGGGGAUCUGGUACUGGUUCCAACCAGCCAUUAUCCAGCACACACCUGAGUAUGUGCACCACAUACUGUUUGUCUUUGGCAACCUGAACACAUGCUGUGACCCGGUCAUCUACGGCUUCUACACGCCGUCUUUCCGGGCCGAUCUCACUGACGUGGUGGCAUGCUGUUGUGGUCUCCAAACCAACAACGCCUCGCCUCGCUCUGUAGAUCAUCUGUCUGCUCGAAGUGCUGGAGCUGCUGUGGAAAUGGAGUCUGAUCUGAGCUCAAACCAGCACAGUGGGAACCCCAGUGAAAAACAGUGGUGAUCUGACUCUGAGGAAUUAAGCAUUGUUACACUAUAUCCAGUGUACUUAAUGCAGGUGUUAGCUGUUUAAUGCUCAAGGAAAUCCAUCAUAAUAAUAAUAAUAAAUACAUAAUUGGAUGGCGCAACAACUUGACUUUUCUUGCCCUUUAGAACAGUUGUUUUGAGCUGUGGAACGGUGAUCCAGAGGGAAACACCUCUCUCCUUAACAUAUGCACCAUUCUGAAAAUAAUUGCCCUUACUGGUCUUGUAUGGUUUCUCGCCAGAUUGCAAAUGAAAACGAAUGUGCUGCAAGACCCGUUCUCUGUUAAAUUACUGUAUAUCAAUGAAAUAUCAAUAUGUUUUCUGUCAGGCCAGCUGGAGCUGGACACGUUUUACCUAACUAAGUCUUUUUUAACGCAAUAGCUCUAUUUUUAAUCUUCUGAGACAUUUUAGUCCUCCAUCUCACCUAACAGCUGUGUCGGUCCACACUAGUGCUAAGAGACAUUUAUUCAUUUUAUUUUAUUUAUUUAUUUUUAUAUAGUGCCAAUUCAUAACAGAAGUUAUCUCAUUGCACUUUCCGUACUCUUUUUAAUAUUAUUUACAGAGACCCAACAAA